AUGUCUCAACUCGACGAAGAGAAUAUCAACUGUUCCAUCUGUCGGGAUCGGCUCCAGGAUCCGGUGACUAUUCCCUGUGGACACAGUUACUGCAUGAAGUGUAUUCAAAGAUUCUGGGAUGAAGAGGAGAAAAUCCACAGCUGUCCUCAGUGCAGGAAGACCUUCAUACCGAGGCCUGUUCUGGUGAAAAAUGUAAUGUUUGCAGCUUUAGUGGAGAACCUGAAGGAGACUGGAAUCCAAUCUGCUCCUGCUGAUCACUGCUAUGCUGGACCUGAAGAUGUGUCCUGUGAUGUCUGCUCUGGAAGAAAACUGAAAGCCAUCAAGUCCUGUUUGAUCUGUCUGGCCUCUUACUGUGAGAAACACCUUCAGCCUCACUAUGUGGCAGCUCCAUUAAAGAAACACAAGCUGGUGGAACCCUCCAAGAACCUGCAGGAGAACAUCUGCUCCACUCAUGACGAGGUGAUGAAGAUGUUCUGUCGUACAGAUCAGAAGUGUAUCUGUUAUCUCUGCUCUGUGGAGGAACAUAGAGACCAUGACACAGUCUCAGCUGCAGCAGAAAGAACUGAGAGGCAGAGAAAGCUGGAGGAGAGUCAACAGCAAAUCCAGCAGAGAAUCCAGGACCGAGAGAAAGAGGUGAAGCUGCUUCAACAGGAGCUGGAGGCCAUCCAUCACUCUGCUGAUCAGACAGUGGAUGAUAGUGAUGAGAUCUUCACUCAGAUGAUCCGUCUCAUCCAGAAAACAAGCUGUGAUGUGAAGCAGCAGAUCAGAUCCCAGCAGCAAACUGAAGUGAGUCGAGUCAAAGAUCUUCAGGAGGAGCUGGAGCAGGAGAUCACUGAGCUGAAGAGGAGAGAUGCUGAGCUGAAGCAGCUCUCACUCACAGAGGAUCACAACCAGUUUCUGCUCAGCUACCCGUCACUGCCACCACUCAGUGAGUCCUCACACUCAUCCAGCAUCAAUGUCCGUCCUCUGAGAUACUUUGAGGAUGUGACCGCAGCUGUGUCAGAGCUCAGAGACAAACUGCAGGACAUUCUGAGAGAGGAGUGGACAAACAUCUCACGGACACUCACUCAUGUGGAUGUUUUACUGCCAGAACCAGAACCAAAGAGAAGAGCGGACUUCUUGAAAUAUUCCUGUCAAAUCACUCUGGAUCCAAACACAGCACACAGACGACUGUUACUGUCAGAGGAGAACAGAAAGGUGACAAUGAUGGCAAAACCUCAGUCUGAUUCUGAUCAUCCAGACAGAUUUACUCUUUAUGGUGAAGUUCUGAGUAGAGAGAGUCUGACUGGACGUUGUUACUGGGAGGUGGAGUGGAUAGCUUACUUUGUUUAUGUAGCAGUCACAUACAAGGACAUCAGAAGAUCUGGAGAGGAAAGUGGAUUUGGUUUUAAUGACAAAUCUUGGGCAUUAUAUUGUUCUCAAGACAAUUUAUUUUUUUUCCACAACAACAUCCAAACCUCCAUCUCUGCUCCUGGUUCCUCCAGAAUAGGAGUGUACCUGGAUGACAGAGCAGGAGUUCUGUCCUUCUACAGCGUCUCUGAAAGCAUGACUCUUCUCCACAGAGUCCAGACCACAUUCACUCAGCCGCUCCAUGCUGGACUGUUAUUUAAUCAUGUUGGAGAUACUGUAAAGUUUUGUAAACUCAAAUAG
Molecule: messenger RNA, 1650 nt
Organism: Oryzias melastigma (Indian medaka)
Lineage: Eukaryota; Metazoa; Chordata; Actinopteri; Beloniformes; Adrianichthyidae
Product: tripartite motif-containing protein 16-like
Exons: 1
Coding region: 1-1650 (549 amino acids)
Molecular function (GO): protein binding; zinc ion binding
Source: RefSeq, a predicted model, not a curated record